Oncorhynchus kisutch (coho salmon) is the source of this 555-nucleotide messenger RNA. RefSeq names its product cytochrome c oxidase copper chaperone-like. Bases 83 to 316 code for a protein of 77 amino acids. NCBI's taxonomy places the organism in Eukaryota, Metazoa, Chordata, Actinopteri, Salmoniformes, Salmonidae. Gene Ontology annotation, cellular component: mitochondrial intermembrane space. Gene Ontology annotation, molecular function: copper ion binding; copper chaperone activity. The transcript has 4 exons. The record is from RefSeq and is a predicted model, not a curated record. Gene Ontology annotation, biological process: mitochondrial respiratory chain complex IV assembly.
UCCAACACAGCCAUUGCAGAUAUAAAUGCUAUGGACGUGAUUCCUUACUCUACAUAGCAUAUUUAUAUCUGAAUUUAACAAAAUGUUGCGUCCUGCUGAACGCGAUCCAGCCAGAAAAAUGUCCACCAUAUCUGCUGCCAGCGUCGAGCCGGUUGCAAUUGAGGGCACGGAGAAGAAACCAAUGAAACCCUGUUGUGCGUGCCCAGAGACGAAGAAAGUUAGGGAUGCGUGCAUCAUUGAGAAGGGCGAAGAAAGUUGCACAGAUCUCAUCGAGGCACAUAAGGAUUGUAUGAGGGCGCUUGGAUUCAAGAUUUAAUAUAACUUUAUAUAAUGAGUCAUUGUGUUGUUGCUGGCUGGCUGUCUUAAAGGGACCUGGGAUAUUCCUCGUGUUUUUAUUUAUACCUCAACAUGAAAGGAAGAUGUGAUCGCUGCACAGAUGGUCAUGAUGGAAGAUAUGUUCCACUGAGUGACAUGUUUUUUUAAUACUCUUAAUUUCAGAAUUAUGUGAAUGUUGUUCUGCUGAUUUGAGUGACAUAAAUAUCCUAUGCAAUUUGA